Messenger RNA from Hypomesus transpacificus, 1503 nucleotides. RefSeq names its product telomeric repeat binding factor (NIMA-interacting) 1 (gene terf1). The record is from RefSeq and is a predicted model, not a curated record. Lineage: Eukaryota; Metazoa; Chordata; Actinopteri; Osmeriformes; Osmeridae. The transcript has 10 exons. Gene Ontology annotation, molecular function: protein homodimerization activity; telomeric repeat DNA binding. Gene Ontology annotation, cellular component: chromosome, telomeric region; nucleus. The coding region runs from base 16 to 1125 and encodes 369 amino acids. Gene Ontology annotation, biological process: telomere maintenance.
UCAAAACACACAGACAUGGCGGCUGAUACAAGUAAACUGGAUACACCUAGCACGGAUGAUGAUAUGGUGGAAUUUUCGGAAGUUACAACUCUUUGUAAACGAUGGAUGAUUGACUUUCAUUUUGUCAGUAUGUGUCGUUACUUUAAGGAGGAUCAACUAGAGGAAUUUGAGAAAACGGUCAUUAAUUUGGACUCAAUACUUGGGAGUAUGCCUCUUAUUAACUUCGAUUUAUCCGAGAAGAGAAGCAUAGCGGGGUUCGUCACGAGGGUAAUGCACGGGAAGGAUUUGGACAUGCAUUAUGAUGGGGUUGAAGUGACACCUCUUAUUUCUGCCAUCAACAUUUGGAAACUACUCAAAGAAACGGUGGCAGACGACCGUCUUUUUGACGACAUUACCAAUCUCUUAUAUGUUCAGUCGGUGGCUGUGUGCUUGGAGACGGGUCAAUGCUCCAUGGCCUCCACUGUCCUCAAGUGGCUGUUGGAGGAAUGUAAAAUCUCACGGAAUUUGGGGAUCAAGCUGUCAUCCAUCAUAAAGAGGAAGGACACCUACCACGAGUACAUCCUCAACUUCAGCUUCGCUCACCUAUUGGAUGCCAUCCAGAACUUUCUGGAGGCCUACCUGAAACUGCACCCUUGUGACUUCCUCCUCAAGGCUGCCACCAAGGUUGUCACCAAGGUGGUUAAGGUAUGCGCUGACCAGCUGGAGGACUCAGGGCCUGAAGAGAGUGAAGCACAGUCAGAGUCAACCAGUGAAUCCACCCCAGUCACUCAGGAUAACAAAGAAACCCCGGUUAAGAGACCCAAAAAGAAACUGCUGUCAACUAAGAAUGAGCUACCGUGGAAACCUGAAUCUGGCAAGAAGCCCGUGGUUGUACUCAGGAGGAUCGGAAACGGAGAAGACGGAGAUCGGCUGCAGUCGGGAGCAGCUUCGCCAGCCCACCCUGCGUUGAAGAGCAGAGGCAAGCGGAAGUGGACAGCGUUGCAGGAUCAGAAGAUUAUUCAGGGCGUGAACCGCUACGGCGAGGGAAAGUGGUCUCAAAUCCUGCUUUUCUACAACUUUGGGAGUCGCACCGGUGUCAUGCUCAAAGACCGCUGGAGGAUUCUGAAGAAGCAGAAAAGGGAUUAAAGAUGCUCUCUGAUUGUACCUGAGCUGCCCUAAAUGAAUUACAUUUGGGGCAACUUUUUAUGCUUGAGGACGUGAACCCAUGUCUUGAUAGUACGUUUGACUUUACAAUAUGUUUUAGCAUGAAAUGCAUCGCUUUUUAAUGUGUUCAACAUACAAAACUCAAUGGCUCAUGUCUCUGUUGUAGGAUGCAGCUUUGACCACCUGCUGUUCAAUUUUUCCUUCAUAGUUAUGCAUCAUAGGAGCUUGAACAGAUACUGCUUGAAUGUUCUACUCUAAUGUGUGUAAGGGCUCCACAAGUAUGGUGGCAUGUUUUGAGUAGGUCAUGUUUAGCUACUACCAGCAGAGGGCGAAAAACGUCCAAUGCUUAUCUAACUAGAU